CGCAACUUCAUACCGUAUUAUAUACUACUCCGUAUUAUUACUAUAUAUCCUCUAUUUGAAGUCACAAUUUGUGUGUAAUUAUUAUUUAUUAUUAUUAUUAAUUUAUUAUUAUUAUUAUUACUAAUAAAAAUGGCAAAAAUGACAAUAAUGACCAUACCUGCACUCGAGAAGGAGAAGAAAGAUGAUGAUGAGAGUUUGUUGUGCGAGAAAGGAUUGAAGGCCUUGUGGGACGCUAACCUUAUAAAGGCUGUCCCAAAUAGGUUUAUCUUCCCUUCACCGGAACGCCCCAAACAUCAUCAUACCACAAACAAUGGCAAAACAAACGGCCAUUUCAAGCUUCCCGUGAUCCACUUCGACCAACUCCGAGGCCCUAACCGCACCCACGUCCUUCGUUCUCUCGCUGACGCUUGUCAAAAUUACGGCUUUUUUCAGCUGGUGAAUCAUGGUAUUGCCGAGGAUGUCAUAAACGACAUGAGGGACGUGACUAGGAGGUUUUUCGACCUUCCGGUGACGGAGAGGGAGGUGUACAUGAGCGCCGACGUGUCGGCUCCGGUCCGGUACGGGACGAGCUUUAACCAAACAAAGGAUGGCGUGUUUUGUUGGCGAGACUUUCUCAAGCUGGUUUGUGAUCCUAAUGUCCUUUCCCAUUGGCCUUCAAAUUCUCCCUUGGACUUUAGGAAAUGUGCAGUGAAAUAUGCAGAAAACACAAAAGCAUUAUUCCUUAAAGUGGCGGAGGCCGUCGUGGAAAGCCUAGGCGCCGUCCACGACGGCGUUCAUGAUGUUGAACUAUUAUCCACAAUGUCCCAAUCCUGACCUCACCCUCGGAAUCCCCCCACACUCCGACUUCGACUUCCUCACCCUCCUCCUCCAAGACGACGUCAACGGGUUACAAAUCCACCACCGCGGGGAUUGGGUUGGCGUCGAUGUCAUCCCGAACGCCUUCGUGGUCAACGUCGGCGACCUCCUCGAGAUAUUUAGCAACGGGAAGUACAAAAGUGUGAUGCACAGAGCGGUUGUGAAUUCGUUCAAGCCUAGAAUCUCGGUGGCUUCCUUUCAUAGUACACCCAUUGACACGAUUGUGGAGCCAUCACCGAAACUUAUAAGUAGUUCGAAUCCGAGAUGGUACAAGGGCACGAACUUUUCGACUUUUCUUGAGUACAUCAAGACCAGUGACUACAAGAAAAAGAAUUUCCUUGAAUCAAGAAAGCUUUUCAAUUAGU
Messenger RNA from Cuscuta campestris, 1220 nucleotides. The record is from the annotation of a GenBank genome assembly. NCBI's taxonomy places the organism in Eukaryota, Viridiplantae, Streptophyta, Magnoliopsida, Solanales, Convolvulaceae.